This is a messenger RNA of Pseudoliparis swirei, 1091 nucleotides long. RefSeq names its product regulator of G-protein signaling 8-like. Lineage: Eukaryota; Metazoa; Chordata; Actinopteri; Perciformes; Liparidae. Bases 57 to 467 code for a protein of 136 amino acids. The record is from RefSeq and is a predicted model, not a curated record. The transcript has 4 exons.
UUGUUGUUGCGCACAUAUCCGAAAAAAGAGCCUUUUUUUCUGGCAGCAGAAAACACAUGUUGGCUACUGUUGAUGAUGUCGUGGCGUGGGGAGAGUCACUCGACCAGCUUCUGGAGUGUAAAACAGGCCAGCUGGUGUUUGAGGACUUCCUGAGGACAGAGUACAGUGAGGAGAACCUUUUAUUUUGGCUGGCAUGUGAGGACUUCAAGCAAAUUACCAGAGAGAAAGAAAUGAUGGCGGCUGCCAAGAAGAUAUACACAGAGUUUGUCCAAGUUGAUGCGCCUAGACAGAUAAACAUUGACUAUGUGACGAGAGAAGAAAUCAGGAAAAAUCUCUCUCAGCCGGAGCCAAAUUACCUCAACAGGGCGCAAGAACUGAUAUACGGUCUGAUGGUGAACGACUGUUAUCCACGAUUUCUGAAAUCAGAAAUGUACCAAGUUCUCCUGGAACAGGCUGAACAGCAAUGAAAGCAUCAUGAGGAAAAGAGCUUGUCCGAAGCCUCCCUGAGUGAUUUAUUCUGCACUUCAACCGACUGUCCUUACAAUCUCACAUUAAACAAAAUAAAGCCGUGUCUGUCAGAAGAAGCAGAAGUGAAAGGAAAUACAUAUUUGUCGGUAUAAGGAUUGACAUGGUCUUAGAAAUAAUGUCAAUCAUCUAUUGGGCAGCCUUUGAAGUAAACAUUGGUGUGGAUUUUUUUAUAUUGCAGAAAAAAAGCCUGUAAGUCAAUAUCAAGUUCUGAAAGGUUGACUUUUUAAAACAUAAUUUGUAUGAAUUAUUAUAAAAUGUUAUGUUUCCGAAGAGUCCAAUUUCAAAGCUAUAUGUCCAGACCCCAAUGACAUCAGUUGAAAUCCGGUAUGAUUAUAUUUGAUCACGUUAACACAUGACAUUAUUUGCUUGUAGAAUCCCCAAAAUGUUUUUUUGUGUGUUUCUGAAAUGUAACAAACAUUGUAUUUUUGUCUGUGAUAUAAUGUUGGAUAAACAUCACAUGAAAGUACAAUAACAGCAACUUUAAAGCAUAUCAUACUCCCGGCUCUUCAUUAAGUUAUUUUUGAAAGUAAAUGUUGAAUUAAAACUCUGCUGUGUUGUUUUUG